Messenger RNA from Lotus japonicus, 1722 nucleotides. Its product is annotated as elongation factor Tu, mitochondrial-like. Gene Ontology annotation, cellular component: mitochondrion. Gene Ontology annotation, molecular function: translation elongation factor activity; GTPase activity; GTP binding. The transcript has 12 exons. Bases 82 to 1431 code for a protein of 449 amino acids. Lineage: Eukaryota; Viridiplantae; Streptophyta; Magnoliopsida; Fabales; Fabaceae. Gene Ontology annotation, biological process: mitochondrial translational elongation. The record is from RefSeq and is a predicted model, not a curated record.
CAGUUCUACACUGAUCUCUGUCUCACUCACUCUCUCUGUGUGUUGUUCAUUUCUUCUUCCCACUCCAUCGUUCACAAUUCCAUGGCUUCCGUUGCUUUCAGAAACCCAAAUUCUAAGCACCUUCUACUCCCUUUCCGUUUCAUAUCUCAAUACCAUUCUUCACUCAGCCAUGAAACUCACACCACAUCCCAAAACAACUCCUUCUGCAGCAAUGCACCUCCAUCUUCUCUUCGGAGAUCCAUGGCCACUUUCACUCGAACAAAGCCCCAUCUUAAUGUUGGCACCAUUGGGCAUGUAGAUCAUGGAAAAACCACACUAACUGCUGCUAUUACAAAGGUGCUAGCUGAUGAAGGUAAAGCCAAAGCCAUUGCCUUUGAGGAGAUAGACAAGGCUCCUGAAGAGAAAAAGAGAGGAAUUACUAUUGCUACAGCUCAUGUGGAGUAUGAGACAGCAAAGAGGCAUUAUGCCCAUGUUGAUUGUCCAGGACAUGCUGACUAUGUCAAGAACAUGAUAACUGGAGCUGCACAAAUGGAUGGUGGAAUCCUUGUUGUUUCUGCUCCUGAUGGGCCAAUGCCUCAAACAAAAGAACACAUACUGCUUGCUCGUCAGGUUGGUGUUCCAUCACUGGUCUGCUUUCUAAACAAGAUAGAUGCUGUUGAUGACCCAGAGUUACUUGAACUUGUGGAAAUGGAGCUUCGUGAACUACUUAGUUUCUACAAAUUUCCCGGAGAUGAGAUCCCAAUUGUACGCGGUUCAGCCCUGUCUGCCUUGCAGGGGACCAAUGAAGAACUUGGAAGGAAGGCUAUCUUAAAACUAAUGGAUGCUGUGGAUGGAUACAUUUCUGAUCCUGUGCGGCAGCUUGAUAAGCCUUUCCUAAUGCCAAUAGAAGAUGUUUUCUCCAUUCAAGGGCGUGGAACUGUUGUGACUGGUCGUGUUGAACAAGGCACCGUCAAAGUUGGUGAGGAGGUUGAAAUAUUGGGACUGACACAGGGUGGACCUUUGAAGACUACUGUAACUGGUGUGGAAAUGUUUAAGAAAAUUUUGGAUCGGGGGGAAGCUGGUGAUAAUGUGGGACUUCUUCUACGAGGUCUGAAGCGUGACGAUGUACAAAGGGGAAUGGUUGUCUCCAAGCCUGGUGCACUGAAAGCGUAUAAGAAGUUUGAAGCCGAGAUUUAUGUCCUCUCGAAAGAUGAAGGUGGCCGUCAUACUGCUUUUUUCUCUAACUAUAAGCCUCAGUUUUACUUGAGGACUGCAGAUAUUACAGGAACAGUGCAAUUACCUGACAAUGUUAAGAUGGUUAUGCCUGGUGAUAACGUGUCUGCAACUUUUGAGCUGAUUUCACCUGUUCCUCUUGAAACAGGACAAAGAUUUGCUUUGAGAGAGGGAGGCAGGACAGUUGGUGCAGGAGUUGUCUCCAAAGUGAUUUCCUAGGAUGUUGAUCUAGAGUCCACAACAUUUUUUUUGGUCUAGUAGAUUGUAAUUAAGUUGUGAGUAAGGAUUGAGAGCACCAUCCUAGUACGAUUCUGUGAUGUGACUGUUUUCGGCACUUCAUGUGUUGGUUUCAUUUGAAUGUGUACUGUUUGGAUAUCCGUUGUGACCACUACAAAAAGUGAACGAGAUUCUUCAAAUGGAUUGGAAUAAAAAUCCGUCCACGUUGCACUCAAGUGGUAUCCAGACACACUUGAUAUUGGGAAAAUGGUUAUAAUUUUUUGGUUUGGCUAA